AAUUGAGUUUACAUUUUUACCACGCUUUUACGAUUUGGAUGGGAGGUGCAUGUGUAGAAUAUGGCGACCGUAGAGUCAACAGACUCUGCAAAAACAGAGAAUUCCUUUUCAGAUCAAUUCGAGCCGAUGGACACGCUGCAACCUUCGGACACGCUCGCGUCUGUGAACAGAGAGACUUUGGGACAUAAAGAUGAGAGCACGGCAGAAGACAAAACACAUAGUCUGAGGUUCGUACACAAAUCCAUUGCUGCCACAUCCGUGGUUGCCGCUACCGACAUCCCCGCCUGCACGGCCCAUUCCGACGAUAAGGUCCAGCCCAGAGCAGAGGCAGACAGCACCACAGGGAAUUCACCCGCAAACCACAAACCGGUGACUGAAAAUGGAGCGUGCGAGCUGAAUUCACUAAUAUGGUCUGAAAGCGAGGACUACACUGAAGAGGUGCGUUCACCUGAGGAAAUGCAAAGUUCUGAACAAGAUCUCAGCCCUAUAAACAAGAGUGUUGGAGAAGGUAAUUGUUCAACCAAAAUGACCAGUGCAGCGAGUGAAAUGGAGAUUAAUCAACCAGAAAACUCCCAGGAGAAGAGGAGCACAGAGGAAGAAAUGUCAUUGGAGCAGAAAGAAGAAGCUAAUGGCAAAGAGGAGGAGGCAGAGGAGGAGGCAGAGGAGGAGGCAGAGGAAGAGGCAGAGGAAGAGGCAGAGGAAGAGGCAGAGGAAGAGGCAGAGAAAGAGGCAGAGGAAGAGGCAGAGAAAGAGGCAGAGGAAGAGGCAGAGAAGGAGGCAAAGGAGGAAGGAGAGGAAGAGAAAGAGGCAGAGAAGGAGGCAGAGGAGGAAGGAGAGGAGAAAGGAGCGGAAGAGAAAGAGGCAGAGGAAGAGGCAGAAGCAGAGAAAGAGGCAGACAAAGAGGAUGAUAUGGAGCCAUCCACAAAACAAAUGAAAAGACGUAUGGUGUGUAAGGAGUGUGGCAAGAUCUUCAACCGACGAGAGACCUUCAACUUGCAUCGCCAUUUUCAUUUGCAUGAAGAUGAGCUCAAACCUCUCACCUGUAAGGAGUGUGGCCUUACUUUUCAACAACGUAGUAGCUUUAUUAAACAUAGAAAUGAGCAUAAAGAAAAAGAGGCUGAACGAUUAACAGUAAAAAAAGGAGGGAGCAAAAAGGAGCAGAAGAACUUUCAAUGUGCCGAGUGUUCCACAGUGUUCCCAACAGUGGAAAAAUUAAGGUUACAUAAGUGCAGUUAUUCAGAUGAUAUACUUUUUCACUGCCCAAUUUGUCGUCAGGAAUUUAAACAUAGACCAUCUAUGCUUAGACAUAUACUGUCUCACUCCCAUGAAAAAUUUCAGUGUGCUGAGUGUGAUCAAACCUUCCCUAACCCGACGGCAUUGGGUGCCCACCAGUUUGGAGCCAGCCAUGGAGUUCUCAAACCGUAUGAAUGUCCUGAUUGUGGUAUGGUUUUCAAGCACUACUCUCUCAUGGCAGAGCAUCGUCUUAAGCACGCAGAGAGGUCAUCCUUAUUUCAGUGCAAGGUCUGUGGUAAGUCCUUUAAGUACAGCAGCCUUUUGCACCAGCACCAAUAUCUCCACACGGGACAGAAACCUUUUCGCUGCUCUCAAUGUGGGAAAACAUUUGCUUUUGCCCAGAAUUUGAAGGCUCACUGCCGGCAACAUUCACUGGGUAUAAUUCCUGCUACUAUAACAGAGAAGACAAAACAUUAUCUCCCUACUUCAGGACAUGCACUGGUGAAAAGAUCUGAAAAAGAAAAUGUAUUACAAAACAAGGAUGUACCACGCACCUAUAAGUGUCCACUUUGCACCCAAAACUACUCGACACCCGCCAAUUUAAGGACCCAUUUGUGCACUCAUGAAGCUGAAUAUGAAAUGAUGGACAGAACCAGGUCACCGAAGGAACCACUGAAGUGGGACAAAGCACACAACUGCCCUCACUGCCCCAACAUCUAUAGUGAUGAGUUGAGUUUAAAAAUGCAUAUAUCUAGUGCUCAUAAAUUGGAUUCACUAAAUAAUAUGCCAAUCCUACCCUCAAAAACCAUUCCAUCUCAAAGCAAUGAUAAUAAACUAGAAAAUGUUGAUGAAGUUAAGUCAUUUACAUGUCCUGAAUGUGGUAAAUCUUUUCGCCAUCGCUCAGUGUUGGAGUUGCACAUGCGUAUACACCCCAAGGACAAACCAUACCAAUGCAAAGUGUGUGGUAAAGGCUUUAGAUUUAGUAGCUACUUACAGCAACAUCUGAUAAUGCACACGAGUAAAAGGCCACACAAAUGCCCAGAUUGUGGUAGAGCUUUUGCUUUUUUGCAGAACAUGAAAACUCAUCAAAAGCUACAUCAGAAAACAUUUCGUUGCAGUACUUGUCUCAAAGGAUUCACUGAUGAAGCUCAACUGAAACAGCAUAUGCUUUCUCAUAAAGGUGACAAACCUCACAGGUGUAAUAUCUGUGAAAAAACCUUUGGAUUAGCCUAUCAGCUCCUUGACCACAUGAACACUCACACAGGUUUUAGACCUCAUCGCUGUGAGGUGUGUAACAGAUCUUUUACCUGGUUAAGUAGCCUACUGGCACAUAGGAAAACUCACAAACGUCAGAACCAAAAUAACUCAUUGCAGAUGAAGAAUAGGAUGAGAGAAGUGGGUACUAGCAUUGGGGACACUUUAGGCAUGUCUAGAUCAUUUGCAGGAUCAGGGAUGGUUGGCCCAUCUAUUUCGUCUAAUAUUCCAGUAGGAGAUGCUGAGUUGCACCCAAUAAUUGACCAACCACCUCUCACAGCUGGUGUGGAUCAAAAACCCCGGCAGCUGAAUGAACCAGUGUUACCAGAGCUACAACCUGAAGUAAUGCCUGCCCCAUCUGUGCAGCAGAUUUAUGUAGCUUCACAGACAAUGUCUGGACAAACUAUAGAGCCAUCACAUAUAAUGGAAACUUCACCCUCCUUUACCGGCGCUGGCUCUUCAUUUGUGCCAAAAAAAUCAAGCCCUUCAUCAGCAGCUGAAAUUGAGCAACACAGGCAACUAAAAGCCGUUGCAUGGAGUACUCCUUCCACAGUAGUUUCCACAAGUUCUUUGCAUUCUGAAUUCAUUUCUUCUGGCUCUUACAUAGAUGGAGCAGCACUGUGGAGUGUAAGAACUGCUGCACCAAAUCCAAAUUCACACAACUCUCCAAAAAAACUGGGUCAAGAGGUGCAGCUACCCACAUGGCAGGCUUCUCCAGUGCCCUCACAAACUAAUCUGUCUUCUCCCCUCAAAAAAGAAGAGCUUCGCUCACGGGACAUGGGCAAUACACAGGUGCAGACGAUUGGUCAAACAGAAAAGUCAUGGGUGUCAGGUUUUUCUAAUGCGUCUUUAGCACAAAUGCCCCCUCAUGGACUUGGAGCUCGAUGGGACAUACAGACAUCUCCUGCCUUGCAAAAAACUUUAAAAUCUCCUGACCGCUUGGUGAGUAACCCAGAUUUUCCAUUGCAGCAAAAGCAGGUGUCUCCGAGCUGGGCUGGGGUUCAAAGCCAGACUACUACCGUUCCCAUAUCGAUUCAGUAUGAACCUCAUCGAUUUGGUCAGACCAUAAGCGCACCAAUGUGGGGUUUUCAGAGUAACCCAGUGUCUGCUCAGACGAUGCUCAAACCAGGAAAUGUACAGGAACUGCAACAGCAACAGGCAAUGGCAACAGGCGCUAAAUUAAUCAUAAACCAGGCACCUUCCUUCUUCCCGCCUCUUGCCACUCUCUCCCCCAUGGGUCUUCCAGCCUCGCACACUCUCCAUUCAGUCCCUGUGGGUGCACUCCCAAGACCUCCACACCCAAAUCUCUUUUUCCCGCCACAAGUCUCUCAGGCCCUGUCUAUAUCCCAACUUCCUCCUCAGCGAGAGGCUCACAAACUUGGCCCUCGUUUGUCCUUUCCACCUGAUCGUCUCCACCAAUGCAUGAUCUGUGGCUGUAGUCUGCCCCGAGAGGUGGAUCUACAAAUGCACUACAUGCAGCAUGCCCAAGGAGAAAUAUAGCUUUUAAUGCUAAUCACAAAUUAUGCCUGUUCAGAUUUUUAUUUUUAUUUUUUUUACUGACGUUCAAGUGAAAUGAUGUCAUGACUCUUUUCUAUUUAAACUUGUGUUUAUUUUUCUCAUGUAUUGUAGGGUUUUUGUUUUCCUUUAGUCAUUUCACUUACCAAGAAUAUUGAAUUUCAAUAAUUUGAUAAACUUUAUUCUUGUCAGUCUGUGUGCCAGUGCCUUUAAUUAUUGACAUGUCUACUGUAUUUGUAUGCUAGGCAGAUCCCAUGUUUUGUGUCAUUCCUAAAAGCUCAGCUAUGUAAAACAGACAGAAAUGGUAUGAUGUGAUGAGUAUGUGUAAUAUAUUUCAUUUUGUUUGCAAUUUUUUGUGUAUACAAAUUUCAAAGCUUGGUUUUUCAAACAAUUGCCAAUUAAUUUAAAGACUGUGAUAUUUGUUCAAAUGCUGUAUAUUCUGCAAAGAUACUGUUUAAUUCAUCAAUUCAUUCAUCUGUCUACCUCUGUAAAAGUUCAUGGAGUGUUGUUUCAUAUAAGUAACAAGUUGUGU
Messenger RNA from Boleophthalmus pectinirostris (great blue-spotted mudskipper), 4534 nucleotides. RefSeq lists its product as uncharacterized. The record is from RefSeq and is a predicted model, not a curated record. Gene Ontology annotation, molecular function: RNA polymerase II cis-regulatory region sequence-specific DNA binding; DNA-binding transcription factor activity. Gene Ontology annotation, biological process: regulation of transcription by RNA polymerase II. Lineage: Eukaryota; Metazoa; Chordata; Actinopteri; Gobiiformes; Gobiidae. The transcript has 2 exons. The coding region runs from base 61 to 3987 and encodes 1308 amino acids.